Messenger RNA from Elephantulus edwardii (Cape elephant shrew), 3225 nucleotides. RefSeq names its product adducin 3 (gamma) (gene ADD3). The transcript has 15 exons. Gene Ontology annotation, biological process: barbed-end actin filament capping. The record is from RefSeq and is a predicted model, not a curated record. The coding region runs from base 363 to 2483 and encodes 706 amino acids. Gene Ontology annotation, cellular component: postsynaptic density; cytoskeleton; plasma membrane. NCBI's taxonomy places the organism in Eukaryota, Metazoa, Chordata, Mammalia, Macroscelidea, Macroscelididae. Gene Ontology annotation, molecular function: actin filament binding.
GGGCGUUCGACCAGUCCCGCCAGCGCGCGAGCCGCCAGUGCUUAACGGUCGCCGGGGUGAGGGGCGGGCGGGCAAGGAAAAGAGUUUAAGUUGUAAUUUUAAAAGGGAGAAGGGGAGCUCGAGGGGCCUCGGUGACCCUGGUGUCGCCGCUUCCUGCCACCCGGGGCUCGGCGCCCAGGCCCCUCCCUCCUCACGCCCCUUUCUCGGCCCUCCCCUCCGGAGCUGUGCGGCGCUUGCGAGGCGGCGGCGGCGGCGGCGGAUCGGCGGCCGCUGCAGCCCGGGCGGCCGCGGUCGAGGACGGAGGGCGACACAAAGCCCGCUGCGCACGGCGAGAUAACAAGAGAGGCUAACAGACCUGAAGCAUGAAUUCAGAUGUCAGCCAAGGAGUGAUUACUUCUCCUCCUCCUCCUAGUAUGCCUCACAAAGAGAGGUAUUUUGACCGCAUCAAUGAAAAUGACCCAGAAUACAUCCGGGAGAGGAACAUGUCUCCUGAUUUACGACAAGACUUCAAUAUGAUGGAGCAGAGGAAGCGGGUUACUCAGAUCCUACAAAGUCCUGCCUUUCGGGAAGACCUGGAAUGCCUCAUUCAAGAACAGAUGAAGAAAGGCCACAACCCGACGGGACUGCUAGCAUUGCAACAGAUUGCGGAUUACAUCAUGACCAACUCCUUCUCAGGCUUCACUUCAUCACCCCCCAGCCUUGGCAUGGUGACACCCAUCAAUGAUCUUCCUGGUGCAGAUGCGUCCUCUUACGUGAAGGGGGAGAAGCUUACGCGCUGUAAGCUUGCCAGCCUGUACAGACUUGCAGACUUAUUUGGAUGGGCACACCUGGCAAACACAUACAUCACAGUAAGAAUAAGUAAAGAGCAAGACCAUAUUAUUAUUAUUCCCAGAGGCCUAUCUUUUUCUGAAGCCACAGCCUCCAACUUGGUUAAAGUCAAUAUAAUAGGAGAAGUGGUCGACCAGGGAAGUACUAAUUUGAAAAUUGACCAUACAGGAUUCAGUCCCCAUGCUGCAAUCUAUUCCACACGGCCUGAUGUUAAGUGUGUGAUACACAUCCACACCCCGGCAACAGCAGCUAUAUCCUCCAUGAAGUGUGGGAUCCUUCCAAUCUCUCAAGAGUCCCUGAUCCUGGGAGAGGUUGCUUAUUACGAUUACCAAGGGUCGCUUGAUGAGCAAGAGGAGAGAAUUCAACUGCAGAAAGUUCUGGGGCCGAGUUGUAAGGUGCUGGUACUCAGGAACCAUGGUGUGGUAGCACUCGGAGAAACUGUCGAGGAGGCUUUUCAUUAUAUUUUUAAUGUGCAACUAGCCUGUGAGAUUCAGGUUCACGCAUUAGCCGGGGCAGGGGGAGUAGACAACCUGCUCAUACUGGAUCUUCAGAAGUACAAAACGUUCACUUACAGCAUUGCAGCGUCUGGAGGAGGAGGUGUGAACAUGGGUUCCCAUCAGAAGUGGAAAGUUGGCGAACUUGAGUUUGAAGGGCUCAUGAGAACUUUGGACAAUUUGGGGUAUAGAACCGGCUAUGCAUACAGACAUCCCCUCAUUCGAGAGAAGCCACGGCACAAGAGUGAUGUGGAAAUCCCAGCAACUGUGACUGCCUUUUCCUUCGAAGACGAUAUGGUGCCCCUUUCACCUCUCAAAUACAUGGCACAGAGGCAGCAGCGUGAAAAGACAAGGUGGCUGAACUCACCAAACACUUAUAUGAAAGUCAAUGUGCCUGAGGAGUCUCGGAAUGGGGAAACCAGUCCCAGGACCAAAAUCACGUGGAUGAAAGCAGAGGACUCCUCUAAAGUGAGUGGUGGAACACCUAUCAAAAUUGAAGAUCCAAAUCAGUUUGUUCCUUUAAACACAAACCCAAGCGAGGUACUGGAAAAGAGAAAUAAGAUUCGGGAACAAAACCGAUAUGACUUGAAAACAGCUGGACCCCAGUCUCAACUCCUGGCUGGCAUUGUCGUGGAUAAGCCUCCAUCUACCAUGCAGUUUGAAGAGGAUGAUCAUGCCCCACCCGCUCCUCCCAACCCCUUCAGUCACCUCGCAGAAGGAGAACUUGAAGAGUAUAAGAAGACAGUCGAACGUAAACAACAAGGCCUGGACGACGCUGAGCAGGAAUUACUCUCAGAUGACGCUUCAUCUGUUUCACAAAUUCACUCUCAAACUCAGUCACCGCAAAAUGUCCCCGAAAAACUAGAAGAAAACCACGAGCUAUUUUCCAAGAGCUUCCUCUCCAUGGACGUGCCUGUCAUGGUGGUGAACGGCAGGGAUGGUCUGCACGAGGUUGAGGAUGAGCUCGCAAAGCGAGUGAGUCGGCUGACCACGAGCCCCACUGUUGAGAACAUCGAGAUCACAAUCAAGUCCCCAGAAAAAAUUGAAGAAGUCCUGUCGCCCGAAGGCUCGCCUUCAAAAUCACCAUCCAAGAAAAAGAAGAAAUUCCGCACUCCCUCGUUCCUGAAAAAGAACAAAAAAAAGGAGAAGGUUGAAGCCUAAGUAAAAAUCUUUUUUAUAUAAUUAUCAUUCUUACAAUGUGACAUUGCACAUUUAAAUACCACGUUUAAGUUGAUCGUUAAUAUGCAGUGGUAGAUCAGAUGAGGGGUAAAUAACAAACUGGACUCUUGAGAACUGGAAAGAAGUUUUACUAAAAGAAAAAUAUUGUGAAACAAAACUUGCAAAUUCAUCUCUCACUUUAUAUAUCCAAAAAUGGCUUUUAAUUUUUCAAGACUUGCUGGUUUUAAUUAGCUCUGCCCUCAUAAGGUGAUGCUACAGUCCACCACAGAGCAGUGGUGUGAAUGGGUUCAGCCCUUCUCCAUAGUAUCUAUUGGAAAGAAGUUACCAGUGAGCAAGAAAGAGAAUUUUUUUCUUUCUCGACGAUUGUCUCGCUUGGUAAUCAGAUGAUAGUUUUUUUUUAUUAUGAUUAUUGACUGUACCUAGUGAGUCCCCAUUGUUUCAAUGGGCAUUAACAGAAAGCUUUAAGAGCUUCUAAGACAAGCAUCUAUAUAGCAUUAGUGUACACUGGCACAUAAUAUUUUUUUAAAAACUAAGAAGAGAUUAAUUUGAAAUUUUACUCAUUGUAUAAAAUUUCUCACCUGAAAUAACUUUGUUUGCCAAAAAAAAGAAGUCAUUUUAGUAAAAUAUAAUUUUUGAAAACUUCCUUUUUUAUUAGUUUAGAAAGCCCCUUAUUUUUCAACAAAGGGGAUUUUGUACACAUAACAUGGAUUAUUUAGUUUUAACU